Messenger RNA from Pyrgilauda ruficollis (rufous-necked snowfinch), 1731 nucleotides. It is a transcript of the gene RHOH, whose product is annotated as ras homolog family member H. Gene Ontology annotation, molecular function: GTPase activity; GTP binding. NCBI's taxonomy places the organism in Eukaryota, Metazoa, Chordata, Aves, Passeriformes, Passeridae. The record is from RefSeq and is a predicted model, not a curated record. The transcript has 3 exons. The coding region runs from base 434 to 1009 and encodes 191 amino acids. Gene Ontology annotation, biological process: small GTPase-mediated signal transduction.
GCCAGGAACACAGAACACAGCUCUUCUUUUUUUCUUCCUUUGUCUUGUCUAGGAUAAUUGACUUCUUUAACGUUUAUUUUCAGCAGCCUGUUUCAGCUUCCUGCCUCUGCUGUGUUUCCACCUUUGGAUGGGGCAGGAGUUGAACUGUGGCAUCUGGCAGAAGCCAGCUUUAAUGUGGGAUUUAUCCUGAAUAAAAUACUUGAGGAAGAAAAAGAAACAUCAUUUGACUCACUGAAGAUUUAAAACCGACAGAGCCAUGUGGGAGAAAACGAAAUUUUAGUCUCAAGUGGCGGAAUCAAGUCAUAAGAAGUAAAGAGAUUUGGGUGGUUUCUCACUAAAUGGAAAUUAUAUAGAAAGCCUCUAAGACCACUGCAUCUCUCCACCCCGCUCCUGCUGCACCGAGACUGCACUGUUGGCUUUGGACGUUAUUAAAAUGCUGGAUUCAGUUAAGUGUGUUCUGGUGGGAGACUCUGCAGUUGGGAAAACAUCUCUCCUGGUACGUUUCACCUCUGAGACUUUUCCAGAUGACUACAGACCCACUGUCUAUGAAAAUACCGGAGUGGAUGUCUUCAUGGAUGGCGUACAGAUCAGCUUAGGUCUUUGGGACACAUCUGGCAGCGAUGCCUUUAAAGGCAUUCGCCCCCUCUCCUACCAACAGGCAGAUGUGGUAUUAAUGUGCUACUCGGUGGCAAACCAUAAUUCCUUUCUGAACCUGAGGAACAAAUGGAUUAGCGAGAUCCGCAGCCAUUUGCCCCGCAUCCCCGUUUUGGUGGUGGCCACUCAGACUGACCAGCGUGACAUGGGUCCCUACAGCUCCUCCUGCAUCAGCCCUGUAGAUGGAAAGCGGCUUGCCCAGGAUGUGCGAGCCAAAGGCUAUUUGGAGUGCUCUGCCCUCAGCAACAGGGGAGUGCAGCAGGUGUUUGAGUGUGCUGUGCGGACAGCGGUCAAUCAAGCCAAAAGGCAGAACAGACGGAAGCUCUUCUCCAUUAAUGAGUGCAAGAUCUUUUGAGGACUGUCAGCAGUGGUUUUGUUCACAUUUGUUCUAUCUGUUUUCUCACAAAGACGCUGCAGCAGAGAGAAUGGGAGGUGAAUCAAAGGAGGGCUCCUGGCAGGACCACAGUGCAGGUGCCUCUUGUGAGACAGGUGUGCUCUUUAUCUGAGCUUCUUCCCUCCAAAACACGUGUGCUAUCUUGAAAAAUGAAAGGUGCAUACCCUUAUUCACAAGCCUGUGUUUGGACUUUGCAAGCCUGAGCUGUAGCAGGCCUAGCCUGCAGAUCUGCAGAUAACAGCAGUACUGAAUUUGGUUUUGUUUCUGUCAGUGUUCCUCAGUUGUUGGUUUGUCUGCAUCUGCAUUUAUUUAAUGACAUAAUUCUGCCUGGAUCAGCCCCCAACUCUGUCCUUGUGGAUAUUUCUUUUUACGUAAGAAUGCAGUAUAUAAAACCUGACCAAUAUGUAUUUUAUUUAGAGGACUUUUGGAUAUAUUGUUGAAAAUCACAAAAGUUUGUUUUAAUGUUUUGGAGGUUCUCCCUUUAGCUAAUCACAGAAAUGAACUGUCCUAUCCAUGUAAUAAAUGGUCUGCAGGCAAGCCUUAGACAUGCCUGAGUCAUUGCAUAACAGUCAUCAGUAUGUCCAGCAUAGGCGUAAUCAAAGCUUAGUGACAUUUGACAGCUGUCUCCUGCAGUUUUGUGAGAUUUGUUACCUUAAUAUUGUUCCUCAACAAUGUGGUCAAAG